UGUUCCGUCGACUAAUUCCAGGCUCAGACAUAAUUAGCUAAAGAAGGUUCUCUCUCCCCCAACAAAUCACCUCAGCUAAAGAAGGUUCUCUCUCCCCCAACAAAUCUCGUUCAAAGGGACAUCGUUAUCACAGUUGUAUCGCAUGGUGAUGACUGAGAAACUGUUGGUGAGCGAAAAUGGCGGAAAGAGAUGGACACGGAUAGUGAAUGUUUAAGUAAAUCAUUACCGAGGAUGGGUGGAGGUUCAGGAUGGAAGGGCUUUUGCACCCAUGAAUGCCCUUUCUUAUUUUAAUUAACAAUCAGAAAGACUUAAUCUUGCCCAAAAGAACUUUCAUUUUUCAGAAUUAGUGCCAUUAAAUUGCCCUUUUUAUUUGGUGUUUAAGGCACUUCAUGGAAACCCAGUACCAUGUUCGAGUUUAUAUUUAUUCGAUUAUCAGCAUUCAGUCCUUCAUGCUUCUAGCUGGCACUGCAGCCUUUGUUCAUAGUUCUUCGUUUUCAAGUGAGGUAGGCAAGUGUAAUUUGGAUUCUGAUUAUGACAACCACCCUAAACGUGUCUCUGCGCCAUGCUCAUGGAAAUUUCUUAUGGAAUCUUACUUUGAGAAACAUGAUAGCCUCAUGGAUUCAGAUAUCCAAGCUUUCUUUGUACAUGAACUUCACCCUGCCACCUGUGAAGUAAUUCAACAAAAUCUGAAUUCUUUGCUUAGAAUGUCAGUCCUGCAUCGAAACUUGAUUGGAGAAGGUUCUCAUCGUCAUCUAUUUUCCUUCUUAAAAUUUAAUGUUCUGUCAGAGGCUACAUUUGAGCUACCUGCACACUUUUGUGAGGCUAUAAUUAUUGAAAGAUUACCUCAUGGAAUCUUUGCGGACCCAUUUGAGCUACAACAUCUUAUUGAACGUGGUGUGUUUGUUGAUGCCGCUGUUUUUGGAGACACUAAUCUGGAAUUACCUUCAGUCUUAUCCAACCGAUCAAUUGUUGAGGUUCAUGUGGAUAUUGGUAACAAUUUUUUAGCAACUAAUAAGGAAGGGGUAGAAAUUAAAUUGGAGCUCCCAUUACAUGCACGAUAUCCUCCCCUUGAUGGAAGUGGUUAUUCAGAAGUUGAGAUCAAUAAACCAAACUUGUUCGUGCAUUGUAGCGUGAAUGAACCACUGCAACAACAGGAUUGUUUAUGGUUGUUAAUAGAUGAGAGCACUCAACUCAAGACUAGCACAAUUGUUUGGAGAAUACCUUCUGGAAAUGAGAAGCAUGUCAAAGUUGUAUCUCUUGUUACCUUUACUGUGGCCUUAUUGUCCACCCUAUUAAUUGUGUUAACAUCCAUAUAUUCUUCCCAUGUUAAUAAAUACUAAAAGUCAAUUUAUGCUCAAUUAAGACAAUUAAGACA
Messenger RNA from Nelumbo nucifera (sacred lotus), 1375 nucleotides. Its product is annotated as phosphatidylinositol-glycan biosynthesis class X-like protein. Gene Ontology annotation, cellular component: endoplasmic reticulum membrane. Gene Ontology annotation, biological process: GPI anchor biosynthetic process. The record is from RefSeq and is a predicted model, not a curated record. Lineage: Eukaryota; Viridiplantae; Streptophyta; Magnoliopsida; Proteales; Nelumbonaceae.